AUAAUCCUCAAACACAUCAGAUUUUUAAAAACAUGCUGAAGAGGCCGAUGUAGCUGCUCAGUUUUUAUUAAAGCUAAUUCUUCAUGCCUGACAUCCUAUUGGGUGUGUGCAGAGCCGAGACCGUCACUCACAGUCCUGAUCAGAGGACCAUCAGGAAGUCACACCUGGACUCUACAGCACCACCUGCAGCCCAGAGAAGGAAGAACGACGACCACUCAGGUGACACAGCUCAAUGAUCUUAAACUACACAUAAUCAGCAAACAUUGUUCCCUGAGCACAGCGGUGCAGCCCAGGUGGAUGCUGGGAUACAGCAUGGUGUCAAACAUCAGCUGUUGUCUGAAUCCAUGGAUCGAGUUUUCACAGUCAAAGCGGACCUGAGCAUUCCAGAUCUGCACGAGACCAUUUCAAAGGAGAUGCAGAAGCAGCUGGAGUCAGUGCGAGCAGCUUUCAAAAGGUGCAGACAGGUUGAGGCCUGGCCGCAGGUGAGCGAGAAGCCGGUUGACAUGACGACCUGCAGGACGCCGCCACCUGUCACCAAGUUUCAGACGGCGAGAGUCUUCCUGUCCCACCUCGGCCUGCUGACACCUGAAACCCUGAAGGAUUCAGGUACCAGCGGUGUCCUACCUGAGCUGGUGUCUCUGGACUCGUCUCUUCCAGGUUUCUCUGAGGAUCUGAGACGAUUGGACCAGCUGCCGUCCAGAAACUGUGACUCCGCCUUCGUCUUCUACGUGAGAGCGGGACAGAGGACGGCUGCUGAGAUCCUGAACAACGUGGAGUCCAGCAGCAGCGUCUCGUCUCACUUCCUGGAGUUCCUGUCGUCUCUGGGUUGGCCAGUGGAGGCAGGGCGUCGACAGGUGUUCAAAGUAAACAGAGCAGGAUUCCCUGCUGUGCUCGCUGACAGUGGAGGAAGCGUUUUUAACGGAGAGAAGUUUGUUAUGAUGUACGUCGACGCGCUGACAGAAAUCACCUUCAUCGUCCCGUCAUCAUCAUCACACGUGAUUGGUCGGUCAAAGAGUCCAGGCGCUGCAGAGCCAACGACUGAGAGCCACUUAAAGCUGCAGAGUCCUUUUGUGCUGAAUAAAGACUCCGCCCCCAAACCAGCAAGUUCUCCGGUGGACAAAGUGAAGUCUUUCCGUUUUGUCUCAUCGUUUGUCGACUCUGAUUCUAAAAUCGGUAUCGUGUGGAUGGAACGCUUUGAAGACAUCGAGAGUUUCCCUUCGUCUGAUCUGCUGUCAGAGACGAAGACGGAAACAGUGACGAGUUUGUCAAACACUCAACUCAUCUUCAUCCAUCCUCUGAAAUCUGGACUCUACCGGAUCUGUUUCCAUGGAAAUGCCAACAGCAAGUUGAGUCUGGUCAUCCCGUUGGUGAAUGGGAGCGUGGUCAGCAAGCGGUCUCUGGGUUUCCUCGUCAGAGAGACAGUGAUCAACUGUUGCCAUCGGCGACGCUUGGAGACCGACUCCGCCCCUCCUCCGCGACUCCGAAGGAAGCAGAUGAUCAGUGACAUCAUCCUUCGUUACCACAGACGCUGCUCUGAACCCGCCUUCUACUCGGCGCUGUUCCAGGACCCCUGACCACCCUGACCCCGACUUCUACCCCACUGUACGCUGCAACUAUCUGUUACCAUGGCAACAGGACGUUUGAUUUACUGGUGAUAACAGAAAACUGUGUAGUUUCGGAAAUUUGUUGCAUAAAAAAUCGUAACUGUAACUAAAGUUUUGAUGAUGAUGUCACCUGAGUCAUGAUCUCACCUGUGUAUAUAAUAAACAAAAUGUGUGUGUUGAA
Labrus bergylta (ballan wrasse) is the source of this 1785-nucleotide messenger RNA. The record is from RefSeq and is a predicted model, not a curated record. Lineage: Eukaryota; Metazoa; Chordata; Actinopteri; Labriformes; Labridae.